Humulus lupulus (European hop) is the source of this 765-nucleotide messenger RNA. RefSeq lists its product as uncharacterized. The transcript is spliced from 3 exons. Bases 1 to 765 code for a protein of 254 amino acids. Gene Ontology annotation, biological process: DNA integration. Gene Ontology annotation, molecular function: nucleic acid binding. The record is from RefSeq and is a predicted model, not a curated record. NCBI's taxonomy places the organism in Eukaryota, Viridiplantae, Streptophyta, Magnoliopsida, Rosales, Cannabaceae.
AUGAAUGGUGUUGUGUUUGACUUCAACGACGAGUGCCUUCAUGCUCUUAAGACACUUAAAGAGAAGUUAACUACAACACCUACAGUUGUUGCACCGAACUGGGACUUACCAUUCGAAUUAAUGUGUGAUGCAAGCAAUCACGCAGUGGGGGCAGUAAGUGAAAAUCUAGUGGUGCCAUGGUAUGCAGAUUAUGUCAACUUUUUUAUAGCAAAAGUUGUACAUCCAAAGAAAUCAAGGCAACAGCUCAAGAAAUUUUACUCUGAGGUGAAGCAUUAUUAUUGGGAAGAGCCCAUCUUAUACAAGCAUUGCACAGGUCAGAUUAUUCAUCGUUGUGCACUUGAAGAUGAGAUGGUGUCGAUUUUGACUCAUGGUCAUAUUUUCCAUUGUGGUGGUCAUUUCGAAGCAACAAGGAUAGCUGCAAAGGACCUUUUUCCAUCAUCUUACAAUAACAAGUACAUCCUGCUAACGGUGAAUUAUGUAUCUAAAUGGGUGGAAGCAGCUGCAACACCUACAAAUGACAGCAAGGUGGUACUAAAUUUCUUGCACAAGCAUAUAUUCACUUGUUUUGGCAUGCCUAGGGCGUUAAUAAGUGACGAAGGCAGCCAUUUUUGUAACAAGAUGAUGGAUUCCUUGCUUGCUUGUUAUGGUGUUCAUCAUAGAACCGCUCUGCCAUACCAUCCUCAAAUCAAUGGUCAAAUGGAAUUGUCAAAUAGAGAAGUCAAAAGUAUCCUUGAAAAGGCAGUCAACAGAUCAAGAAGAGACUAG